Molecule: messenger RNA, 1476 nt
Organism: Eimeria necatrix
Lineage: Eukaryota; Apicomplexa; Conoidasida; Eucoccidiorida; Eimeriidae
Exons: 3
Coding region: 1-1476 (491 amino acids)
Source: RefSeq, a predicted model, not a curated record
AUGACGCACUUUUCCCGAGAGGAAGAACCGCCCGAGUGCAGCCUGUUCAGCGUGCCAUUGAUCGCUGCAGGGGCUGCAUCUGACGCCCUCUGUUGCCAGGGCCCGAGGAGAGAUUUCGCCGCGGAAAUGGACUUCCGGAUGGCCAACGCUGCGAGAAUGUAUCCUGCAGGCUACGCCUUUGUACCUUCUUACGUUGGUGGAUACAGGAGUCACUAUGGAGGGCAUGCACCUGUCUAUAUGCAGUACUCACCUGCCUCUCAGGUUAGAGAGAAUCUGACGAGGUUCCAGACACCGAGGGCAGUCGACCCACUGUGCUACCCGUCUUAUUCCGUGGGACCCCCGCCACAGCAGCAAUCUUGGGCGUACAAUUGUGACCCCGUAGAGAACAUCAGCCUGAGGCCUACAGCGCUACAUGCUGACCUUCCCCUUGGCGAACAGUUGCGUGGCGACUGGGGAGGGCCGCAGACAGGACGGUCCAUAUCUCCAGUUGAACAGUUCGAAGCUCCAUCGCAGUAUGGACUGAGCUCUAUAUCUCCGCAGCAAAUCACUGCGAUUCAUGGUGAAGCUGUUACCACAGUCUGGCCGCGAACAGUCGAAGUUCCUGAAGUCUUGCCGGUGGACGCUCAGAAGAAGGACGACCUAGUGAAGCCAGAAGCAAAGGACGAAGGAGAUUCUCUCCAACAGUCUCAUUCCAAAGAAAGCCAAACAGAGCUUAAAGUGAACCAGUUGAAGACUGCCAAAGAAGGCAAAGGUACGCCACGAGGAACUGUUGCAAAGAGAAAAACAGCAGUCAAAAAGGGAUCUCGAGGCCCAGAGAAGUCGCAAUUCGCAGGGCAGGACGACGCGGGCUUGGGUGACACAGUACCUGAGUUGACGAAAUCAGAGUCUGUCGAAAACGCUUUGGAGCCUUCUCAGUCAGAGCUUGAGAAACCAGCGAACGCAGAGCAUGGUGACCACAGCGAUGUCGAGGAGAGGAAACUUGACAAUGAAGGAGCUAGUGGAGAUGCAGCUGCAAGGGGCGACGAACAGGAAACAAAACACAAGCUAGCGGAGGACACACCAAGGCAAGAUGCAGAGGCAAAGGAACCUCUGACUCCUUCAACCGCUGAACCCUUUAUGACUGAGGACAAGAGCUUCAAAAGAACGAACAAAACUUUCCAAGACAAACUUGAAAUUGCGAGUCCACGCUGCGAAAAGGCAAGGAAUGCCGAUGUUUACGCCAUGACGAUGUCUGCACCCCCGGCUGUCGGCGUAGGGCUGACGCUCCCUCUUUCACAGAAAUUUUCAGGGAACCAUUCUCCGGAAUUGUUAUCUGAGAGGUGUGAGCAUGCAAAUGGUAAGAACUGGCCAGUUGGUUAUGUGCCUCCCCCAGAUGAUAAGUACAGGGAGUUGGUGCUCGGCAACCAGGUGUAUCUAGAGGGGGGCACAUUCUACUUGAGUGAGACGGGAGCCUACCUGUUAGGACUAAGGGACUAA